This is a messenger RNA of Lachancea sp. 'fantastica', 3138 nucleotides long. Lineage: Eukaryota; Fungi; Ascomycota; Saccharomycetes; Saccharomycetales; Saccharomycetaceae. The record is from the annotation of a GenBank genome assembly.
AUGUCUGAACGAGGUUCCGAGAAGACACAAGGCAACAGUGCUGAAGAUGAGGAAACAUAUUACGGGAACCUGGAUCAGCUCCGAGAUUUGAUCGAUGCUCCCAACAAUGCUGCCAAAGAGCAGCCGGUGGAGUUUUCUGAUCAGGAGAUGAUCGACGACGAGCUUGUAGAUAUCGAAAAGACUUACAGUCCGCAUAGUUCUGAAGGUGAAGAAGCUCAAGGUAACAUGGAAGAAAAUCUACUUGCUGAGUUUUCUGAUUAUGGUGAAUUCUCCGAUGACGAAUACGACGAGCAGGACUUUAUGGAUGCCAUUAGAGAAGCAAAUAACUUCAAAGUCAAGCGAAAGAAUAAAGCAAAAAGUAAGGCUUCAGGUAGCGCAAAAGCGCCAGGUAGACCACGUAGGGAAAGAAGUUUGGACCCUGAAGUGGCCCAACUGUUAUCUGAAGCCAACGAGGCCUUUGUAAGAAACGAUACUCUGGUUGCUGAGCAGCUGUACAAUCAGGUCAUCAAAAAAGAUGCCAAGAACUUUGCAGCAUACAAAACUCUUGGUGAUAUCUACCAGUUACAGGGUCGUUUCAAUGACUGUUGCAACUCGUGGUUUCUUGCAGCACACUUAAACCCGUCAGACUGGGGUUUUUGGAAAGUGGUUGCCACCCUCUCAUCAGACUUAGGCCAUGUUCGGCAAGCUAUCUAUUGUUACACGAGGGCCCUUAGAAUGAAUAGUGAAGAAUGGGACUGUGUGUACGGGAGGGCAGUACUUUACAAAAACACAGGGCAGCUAGGUAGAGCCCUUGAGGGCUUGCAGAGAAUGCAUAAUCGGUUUCCCACCGACGGUAACUACUUGAGGGAGCUGGCAGUUCUUUACGUGGACUACAAUCGAACCAACGAAGCGAUUAACCUGUAUAUGAAAGUGUUUGACGCUAACGUGGAGAAACGGAAAGCUGUAAUCGCUGCUUCAGAGGACGCUGUGGAAUCUUCAGAAGAAAGCGAUGAUAGUGACGACGAUCAAGAAGAUCUGGAGAUUGACCAGGAGAGUGAAAAUUUCAAAAGAUAUCCCAACAUCAAGUGGAAGAAAAUCAAUAGAAAAUACCGCUGCAUAGAUUUUGACUGGUCGUCACUUAACAUCUUGGCAGAGCUGUUUUUGAAACAAUUGGGUGAAAACUCUGGUGUAAAAACCAUUAAAAGGUGCGCGAGAUGGAUUCAAGGAAGAGAAAACCAAACAUUUUGGGAUACUGUCAGUGAUGAUUCUGAAUUUGACGAAAGAAGGUUAAAAAACAGCAAAUUCGAAUCCCUACCAGAAGCUGAAAAGGAGAAGGCGUACAUUCUUCCUAUCGAUAUUAGAGUACGACUUGGCCUUCUGAGGCUGUUUAACAAGAAUGUUCUGGAAGCAGUCAACCAUUUCCAGGCGCUCUACGACGAAAGUUUCGUAGAUAUCACAGAUCUCUAUUUAGAAGUGGCUUGUGCGUUGACGAAGGCUGAGAGGUAUCCUGAAGCUAUUGAGUUUUUCACCCCCCUGUUACACGUCAAUGACUUUCAUACUAUAGAGGUCUAUAAGCCCCUCAGUAGGUGCUACAGGGAAGUGGAGGAUUAUGAAAACGCCAAGCUAAUUUUUGAAAAGCUUGUUGAAAUGAAACCUAAUGAUCUUGAGACGAAGUUGACGUUAGCUGAGAUUCAUUACCAUUUGGAUGAUCAGGAUACCUUCAACGCCCUUUUGCUAGAAGUCUUGGAGGCUAGGAAAAGACAGGAUACAGAAGCUCAAAAGAUUUUGUCAUCUGUAGAAGACGAGACAGAUCAGCAUUAUGCAACUCAAGAAGCUACAACAUCUGGAAAGCCUCUUUUGGAGGACCUUCACAUAAAGAAACCUGCUACAAAGAAAAAAAGAACACCACAGGAUACAGAGCGUGAGAGACGAGACCGCGAGAAGCGUAUCACGACAAAAGUUUUGGACAAGUAUAACCAACUCAAGAUAUAUCAAGAGGGUAUGGAAAAAGGCAAUGAAUACCAAACUACGCUAUGGAUUGAUACAGCGUCGGACCUUAUCGAUGUCUUCUCGAGCGUAAAGAAUUUUUUUGUCAAAAGCCGCUCUAAAAAAUUCGUUGGGAUUAUCAAGAGGACUCGCAAAUUUAACAAGGUUAUUGAUUACAAGAUCAAGCGUCUUUCAAAGCUUUCCGAAGGAGACAAUCUUUUGGACGGGCUACCACUUUUGGAGGAGCGUGUAUUCCUGACUUCUUCUACCGAAUUGCGAGGACUCACUUAUCAACAAUGGUUUGAAUUAUUCAUGAAACUAUCGCUUGUGAUUUCAAAGUUGCAAAGUGCGAUGGAUGGACUCAGUAUCAUCGAAACAGCACAGGAGGUAAAUGUUUUCGUUCAAGAUCCUUCGAGAGCGAAAAUGAUGAAAUUUGUUAGACUGGCCAUAGUAUUGCAAAUGGGGGACGAAGAAGAAUUGGUGGAAAGUUUGCGCAGUGUUUUGAAUCAAUUCCAGUUUAAUCGCAAAGUGUUACAAAACUUCAUGUUUUGCGUGGCGCAUGGUCGAAUGGGCUCCAACAUACUGAGUUCCACCGUGCAACAAAAAUUCUUUCUGCGACAGCUGAAAGCCUUUGACAGCAUACGAUAUGAACAACCCGUUGCCGGACAGGCGUCUGUUACCAAUAAAAAAGUCGAUAAUCCGGACAAACGCAAAUCUCCAUACUUGCACUACAUCUAUGCCAUGUUACUGUAUUCGAGCAAAGGGUUUCUUCUUGCUCUGCAAUAUCUCAAUCGUUUGCAGCCUGAGCUCCAGUUCGAUCCGAUGGUUAAUUUGAUGAUGGGCUUGGCACAUCUCCAUCGCUCCAUGCAGAGACUUACCGCAGCACGACAUAUCCAAAUACUGCAUGGCUUUCGCUUCCUGUAUCGAUAUCAUGAAAUUAGGUCCACGAAGUACUCAGCAAUCGAAAGGCAAGAAGCAGACUACAAUAUCGGCCGUGCGUUCCACCUUCUUGGCUUAUUUUCCAUUGCUGUUAGAUACUACGACAAGGUACUGGGCGACUACGACGACAUAAAAUUGAAACGACACGCUGCCUAUAACUGUGUCUUGAUAUACAGCGAAAGUGGGAAUACAGAAUUGGCAAAUAGCUUGAUGGAACAGUAUCUAUCUGUAUAA